Funneliformis mosseae is the source of this 693-nucleotide messenger RNA. NCBI's taxonomy places the organism in Eukaryota, Fungi, Glomeromycota, Glomeromycetes, Glomerales, Glomeraceae. The record is from the annotation of a GenBank genome assembly.
AUGACGAAAUCAGCCAACACAUCCACUUCAUCAUCAUCUAUUCGUCCAGCAAACUCCAUUGGAACAUUGAUACCGACAACGUCUCCGGGUAAUAAUAAUAUUUCAUCACCGCAACAAAAAUUAUCAUCGCCUUCAACGAUGUCAUUGCGUCCUCAACAACCUCCAAUCGUUACUUCGGUACCACCAGAAAUUUUUGCUAAAAUAUGCGAUUACCUGACACCGAUUGACAUCUUCAAAUUAUCGACUGUUUGUUUACAAUAUCGAAAUUUUUUGUGUACCCCAUGUUCAGUUAUAUCUCAAAAUAUUUGGCGUAAUUCAAGAACCAAAUUCUUAACUUAUCCUGAAUUAUCUCCACCACAAGGAAUGGAAGAGGAAAAGUACAUUCGGAUUACAAAUUUUGAUAAAAGUUGUGAAUUUUGCGGAAAUCGUGAUCCAGAAUCUUCAAGAUUAUAUUGGGAAUUUAGAGUUCGUUGUUGUGAUAAGUGUUUACUCGAAAGAACCAAAACAUAUUAUUGGAUUGAUGAUGUAAAGUCAAUAAGCAAAGAAUAUUCUUCUUUGAAGGGAAAGGAUUAUUCGAGUUGGUUAUUGAAAAAAAAAGAACAACAUAAAAAAUAUAUGGCCGAAGUAUCUCGUUAUUAUUUGGAGGAUCAAAAGCAAUGGAAUGAUUUGCAAAAGAAAUCCAGGCAUCGUUAA